This is a messenger RNA of Trichoderma citrinoviride, 855 nucleotides long. RefSeq lists its product as hypothetical. The coding region runs from base 1 to 855 and encodes 284 amino acids. The record is from RefSeq and is a predicted model, not a curated record. NCBI's taxonomy places the organism in Eukaryota, Fungi, Ascomycota, Sordariomycetes, Hypocreales, Hypocreaceae. The transcript has a single exon.
AUGGGUCCAUCAAUCAAGUGCCUACUUAUCCUCUUAUCCGCCGUUGCAACGCUUAUACAGGCGCAACCGCAAGCAAAGCCAUCGCCAAAACUGCUUCCUUACUGCGACAUGAACCAGAUCCACACCAUGGACGUUGCAGGCUGCCGCUGCCGACCUCAUUACAACGGCUGCUUCACGCAAGCCAAGACCUGCCACUUGGACGUUCCAAACAGGCAUACCAACAGCUACUUCCCCGGAUGCACCGACAAUGACAAGCUCUGCCAAGGAUGUGGGCUUUGGUUCCAUACGCUGUGCGACUGCAUCAAGGGCCCGUCCGGCUGCGUUCACGAGGGAACGGUGCAGCCAAACGGCAAGCAGGUGUGGUUCCUGACGCCCAAGGACGAGAAGCUCGUCACCACGACGGAUAUCCUCCCUGGUAUCCUAGAGAUGGCCAACGAUCCGGCAAGAUACGAGGAAGGGUGGCUGUUUGCGCAAAAGAACUACAGCCCUGGCAGCGAGGCGCUGGCGCUCAACUCGGUCCGGUCGAGGACGCACGAGCAGUUCCACAUUCACGUCUGCAAGAGACCCGAUGUCAAAAAGGACCCCCGGGUCUUGAAGAUUCUCGACACUGCGCAGCACAACACGGGGCCGACGCUGGAGCGGGUCGGUAACAAUGACCUCUGGUGCAGGACGGUGACCAAGGGCAAUGGGCCGGUGAAGGACUUCGCCGCGGCCAUACAGGCUUUUUUGAAGACGGGGGCGCUCUGUCAAGGGCUUGUUGGGGCGGCGGUUAUACGGGAUUCGCAUGAGAACUUGUGGGCGUGUGUGACUGGGAAUCAGCAUGGGCCGUUGGCUGAGUUCUGUGCUGCCAAAUAA